UUUGGGUCUAUGUGGACCCUAACAGUAAACGUAUUACAGCAAUCUUAGCAGUUUGCUGAAUGUAUCAACUCCUACGGGCCCAUCUUGCUGCGGGUCUGGCAUGGCAAGGUCAUAGUCAUCACCGGCAGACACCAGGAAUCGAAGAGAAAGGAGGUGGUCUGCCAGCGGAUCGCCCUCGUAUGGUUGCAGCAGGAGAAAUUUCGUCUUGUGGGCUGCGCAUGACCCUUGCACCCGCAGGAGAGCAUUUCUGAAGACUUGGGCAGUGCACACUCAUCCAGGUCUUUGGGGGAAGGUUGUAGACUCAUAUGCGCCCAUCCAGACAGACGCCACCCGUGAUGUCGACAUGUCAUCCUUGACAUCCUUGAAAACCAUAAAGGACAUUAAGCAGUUGCAAAUCGACACCGCCCUGCGUGUCACAUAUGGAAAGUCCACGCCACACCCGGGAUCAUCGACAUCCACAAAAUAUUCAAGCACUUCCAGACGUUCAUGUGACCUGGGGCUUCGACUCCCAGUUGUUUGUAGCUUUCGCACGAAGAAAUGGCCUAUGGAUUACUCCGGCUCAGACACGACUGCUGUGGCGAUCAUGUAUGUCGUCAUGUCUUCCCCAUGUUAUACUGAGGCACAAGAGAAAGUGUCACAGCAGCUGGAUAUCGUCGUUGGUCGUGACAGAGGUAUGCUGAAGCUCAUAUUAGUGAACAAAUUUCAACUCUUGUAUUUGCUCACUAUGCUUCGGCCGAUAUCAUUUAUAAAGGCAUAAUAUUGUUUCGUGAUUCGUCAGUCUCAUCCAAGCAUCAGUUUGCUGAUUCCUUCUUGGUUCCAUUCCCCAGUACUUCUCGACGCGUGCAACACCCGGCCUCCCGAGCGCAGUGGCAAAAACGGAAUUGACUUCGCCUGGAUCGAUCGGGUCAACUCUUGAAGCC
This is a messenger RNA of Suillus fuscotomentosus, 920 nucleotides long. RefSeq lists its product as uncharacterized. The coding region runs from base 344 to 757 and encodes 137 amino acids. The transcript has 6 exons. Lineage: Eukaryota; Fungi; Basidiomycota; Agaricomycetes; Boletales; Suillaceae. The record is from RefSeq and is a predicted model, not a curated record.